Messenger RNA from Triticum aestivum (bread wheat), 936 nucleotides. RefSeq names its product putative cysteine-rich receptor-like protein kinase 39. Gene Ontology annotation, molecular function: protein kinase activity; ATP binding. Gene Ontology annotation, biological process: protein phosphorylation. The transcript is spliced from 6 exons. Bases 1 to 936 code for a protein of 311 amino acids. Lineage: Eukaryota; Viridiplantae; Streptophyta; Magnoliopsida; Poales; Poaceae. The record is from RefSeq and is a predicted model, not a curated record.
AUGGACCACAAAGCCACUGCCGCACGAUGUGGCCUAGAGCAUAUAUUAGUCGAUGAAACCGCUGAGCCCAAGGCCCUGCCAUUAUCACUUUUGGAGGCCAUCACUGAGAAUUUCUCCAAUGAGCUGGUGAUCGGACGCGGUGGAUUUGCAGUUGUUUAUAAGGGAAAACUUGGCAAUGGGGAGGUCGCGGUGAAGAGACUGUCCAAAGCUUAUAUGCAUGAAACAGAAUUUGACCGGGAGAUUGAAUGCCUGAUGCGGGCAAAACACAAAAAUAUAGUAAGAUUUCUUGGAUAUUAUCAUGACAGACAAAGAAAUAUGGAAAUAUACGACGAGAAACUUAUCAUGGCAGAUGUCCACCAAAGAUUGUUCUGCUUCGAGUAUAUACCAAAAGGGAGUCUUGAUAAGUAUAUCAAUGGACAACGUGAGUGGGAAACAUGCUACAAAAUAAUCAAAGGGAUCUGUGACGGUUUGCAAUACCUGCAUGACAAUCGCAUUAUUCAUUUGGAUCUGAAACCCGCCAAUAUACUGCUCGACGAUGACAUGGUGCCGAAAAUAACUGAUUUUGGCCUGUCAAGACGCUUAGAUGAAAAUCAAAGUCAAGUGCUUACCAAAACUAUAUCAGGAACAACGGGAUAUUUGGCACCAAAACGUUAUGAAGGGAGUGGAAUCACACCCAGGGCCGACUUGUAUAGUCUUGGUAUUAUUAUCAUGGAAAUACUGACCGGGCAGAGGGGGCAUCAAGCAACUGAGGAUGUGGUUGAAAGUUGGAGUGAUAGGUUGGAGAGAUCAAAACAAGACACACACUACGAAGAAAUACGUGUAUGCCACGAGAUAGCUUUAAAUUGCACACAGUUUAAUCCAAAGGACAGACCAGCUAGUGCACAAGACAUAAUUGACAGGCUUCAUGAAAUAGAAAGUAUCCAGGUGCCAGUGUGA